Messenger RNA from Rhinocladiella mackenziei CBS 650.93, 939 nucleotides. RefSeq lists its product as uncharacterized. Gene Ontology annotation, molecular function: 2-oxoglutarate-dependent dioxygenase activity. The coding region runs from base 1 to 939 and encodes 312 amino acids. The record is from RefSeq and is a predicted model, not a curated record. The transcript has a single exon. Lineage: Eukaryota; Fungi; Ascomycota; Eurotiomycetes; Chaetothyriales; Herpotrichiellaceae. Gene Ontology annotation, cellular component: cytoplasm.
AUGAACGCCCCCCGGAUCCUUCCCCUAAGGCGCCUAUAUGGCUCUUCUGUACGAUUAUCUACACACUCACCUUCCCUCAUCCACUCUCCCAGCAGGAGAAACCUCUCCAUCCACCCCAUCGCCGGCUCCCUAGGCGCCGAAAUCCACGACAUCGACCUCAGCACUCUCCCCCAAAACCCCAGCCUUGUCCAGGAAAUCCGAGACGCAUUCCUCCAGCACCAGGCAAUUUUCUUCCGCAACCAGCACCACCUCGACCCAGCAUCCUUCCUCACCUUCACCUCUUACUUCGGCAAACCCGUCGAAUACCCCUUUGUCCGGGGCAUCGACGGCUUCCCCGAAAUCAUCCAGGUUCUCAAGCAAGAACAUGAACGCAUCAACUUCGGCGGCAUCUGGCACAGCGACACAUCCUACUUUGCCGAGCCACCUAUGGCCUCGGUCCUGCUCGCAAAGGAAGUGCCCCCAUUUGGCGGCGACACCUUGUUCGCGAACCAAUACGCGGCAUACGAGUCACUGUCCGAGGGCUUGAAAAACGCGCUCUCCAGCCUCCGGGCCGUAAGCACGUCCACCAAAGCCGACGCCAGCAAGACGCGUGAAGACCGUGUUCGCGACAGCGGGACCCAGUCGUCUGCCCUCGAAGCCACGCAUCCCGUCGUCCGCACGCACCCCGAAACAGGUCGCAAAUCACUCUACGUCAACGUCGCGCACACCUCGCACUUUGACGGGUGGACUGAAGGGGAAUCCGAGCCGUUGUUGAGGUUUUUGUUUGCUCACCAGAUUCAGCCCGAAUUCACGUGCCGGUUUCGCUGGGACGUGGGAAGUGUGGCAUUCUGGGAUAAUCGGUGCGUACAGCAUAAUCCAAUCAAUGAUUACCAUGGGUUUCGGAGGAGGAUGUUGCGCAUCACAUUAGCGGGAGAUAGGCCUAGACAAGGUGGUGUUUAG